AUGAGUCAACAAGGGCAGAAUGCUGGUCAAGGAAACGUCGGGGGAAAUUCAAGAGCAACAGGUCUUUACCAGUAUCAACAGCAGCAUGCUCAGCAGCAUCAUAAUAACCAUGCAAUAGCCGCUCAUAUUCAAGCUCGGGCCAAUUUCAACGGAAACCAACAGCAACAGCAUGUUUCACAACAUCAACCACGGCAACUGGUGAAUGCAAACAGCUUACAAGGAAUGAAUCAUGCCCAAAUGAAUCACUUGCGAACAAUGCAGCAGCAAUUGCAAGCAGACAUUGCAACACAACAAAAUAUUCAGGCUUCCAUGAACGUGAAUCAGCAGCAAUCACAUUUGCAACAGCAGCAUCAGCAACAACAUUUGCAACAGCAGCAGCAACAGAAUAUCCAAGCACCUUUAAAUAUGAAUCAACAACAGCGGCAACAAUUGCAGCCUGCAGAAAAUUCUGCAAACACAGAUGUGAUCAAAGACUUGUUCAGUCAACUAAAGUCUAUCAAUCAAAAGUUGGAGAAUUUUUCAUCUCCUACUGCAGCAGAAAGGAAAACGCCAGCUAACGAACAGCGCACGAAGCAACAAAGCCAGCCAGCUCGUGUAAACAAUGGUGUUUCAAAUGAUGCUCCUGUGUCUCGCCCUGUUAACACAAUAGUUCAGCUCACACAGCGGCAAGCUCCACCAAUACCAUUAGCGCACACAAGUGUAAAUACAUCACGCCCCGCAGCGAAUCAGAUUGCACAACGACAUCUAUUCGAUGCAGCUAACACUGUAAAUCAGCCUCUUGGAUCCGCUCCGCUAACUGCCGCAGUACCAAAUCCCUUACUACAGUCGGGACAGCCUCAAAAUUCAAUGACUGCUGGUCAAUAUGCACGUCUAAGAGCCCAGUCUCAUCUCACAGCUUCUUCAAAUGCAACGAAAAGCAAUCAUUGGCCUACAACGGCAAAUACGACUUUGAAUCCAAAAGAGAAUCCAGAGCCAACUCAAAAUGGUCAAGCCAAAAAAUCACCUGCCAACGGGGCAAAGCAAAGCUACACACGAAAGCAACCACCAAUUGCGACAAAGAGUGUAGCCGGCUCUACGCUACAGGCCAAAGUUUCUCCUUUCACGAAUAUCCGACCGCAGGUGGUCAAACCAACAUCGCAAGCACGACCGAAUACGGCAACAAGUGCUCUGGCGCCAAUACAACCAACUGCCGCAACAAGUACGCCGGACCCAAACAUGAUUACUGGUAUUAGAAUACUCGCCUACAAAAUGGGUCAAGUUGUGGUGCCAUUACCACUGGAACUUGCUGUUGCUUACUGGAAACUACACGCUGCACAAAGGUUCACAAUGGAGAACACCCUGGUGUUCAAGUUUGAAAAUAGGGCAAGAAAAGCAAACGAGAAAGGCGAGAUCACAGGUCAAGCAAGUUUCUUCUUAUCAAAGUUGGCAAAGGCGUCUUCUCUGGUUGAACGGAAAAUGAAGCUGGUGGGCAUGAAGUGCAACCUAUGCAACCUCAGGGAUUCCUACAUUGUUGGAAGCACCAGUUUUGUGGAUAUCGAAAGCCCGAGGACUGUGACCCUCUUUGCGGAUGUGAUAGAAUCACGAAUGAAACACAUGAUAUCUUGUCCUGAUUGUAAUCAAAUGAACAAGAGUAUUCUGGCUUCGUAUGUCCCAAACAUCCAAGAUAUUCAAAAUAUGCGUUCUUUUGCUGAAAAGUGGUUGUUGGUUUUGCACGCAUCCUACUUUGCUGUUGCGCGGCCGAAUGCCUUGGUGACAUCAGCGCCACAUCAGAGAAUAGAAGUGACCGAUUUCUUGCCCAUCACUGAGGAUUCGAUAUACGAGGACUUGGUUUCAUCCAUGGAGAUGGGAAGAGCGACGGGCGACCUUCGCUUGGAUGAUUUGUCAGAGGGCAUGGGGAAACUACUAUCUCCCGUCAUGGAAGUCUUUCUCAUGAGUUUCAGCCUACAAUGCAAUUUACAGACUGGGCUAGAGCUGUGUUUCAAGCAUACCAGCGCCGAAAGCAAAGAAAAGUUGCUGGUUUGGAGUUUUGAAAAAACGUUCAGUGUUGAUAGUGACUUUUGCAAACGGGUAUGGGACUUCUUCCGGCAAAAUUACAUGGCAUGUUCUGAAGUACCCAAGGGCAUGCGAAAGCUUGUUUGUAUCUCAAUUCAACCUCCAGUUGAGGAAUUGAAAUUUGUCGGCAAGAAAUGGAGCGAGUAUGCAUCUCGCAUUGUGCGGAACCAAAAAGCGAUCCGUCCCAAGUCAGAUGUGAAAAUACUGCAUCCUAUGUACGUUCCCAUGCCGCUCGAAUAUCUUCCAGCAAUAAAGAGUGGGACCUUCCCCCUACAGGGAAGCUUUGAUAGCAAUGAUGUCGUCAUGAUUGCUGCAUACCGAAACUCCAUUGGUAAUCGUCGUUUCCGACAAACAGUUUCGCAAUUUCGAGCGCUAUACAGUCGCUUACCACCAAACAAACAAUCUAUCAUUGCCGACAAAAUAAUCCGGUUGAUCCAGAGGAGAGGAGGCUCUUUCUACUCGAAAAAUGGUUACUUGGCAAUAUUUGAGGAAUCUGUUGCUUUCACACAGAAGGCAUUGGAGAAUGGUUUCCCAGAGAUGAUGCAUCCAGUGAUUCCAGCGGAGGCGAAAUCGGUAGUUUCGGGUGUCGAGUUCACUCGUAUGGUGGAUAUCUUGGCUGACCGGAAAGAAUCGAUAAACAGAGUGCAAAGGAUGAUGAUUGAAUCCCUCUCAAAAGCAAAGGAUGCGAGUGCAGAAAAAACCAACAGCUCUCUCAAUGGAAGGCGACCUACAAAUAGAGAGGGUCAACCGAUUGAUAUCUCAUCAUAUCAACAGUCCCAACUGAAGGGACGACAAUUUAUCAGAGGGUCUGGCAAGCGCAAGAAAGAUAGAGCUAUUAAUACCAAUGAUGGUACGAGCAAGCGACCACGUAAAUAG
Cylindrotheca closterium is the source of this 2928-nucleotide messenger RNA. The record is from the annotation of a GenBank genome assembly. Lineage: Eukaryota; Bacillariophyta; Bacillariophyceae; Bacillariales; Bacillariaceae.